CGUAGCAACAAAGUGAUGCGUUUUCAUUUUGCUAUUCCUAUGAACACAUCUUAGAAGACGACGACGAUCUCGGUGGAGGAGCUCCAUAGCAAGCGUUACUCAUGGAGGAGAAGUUUAAAGAUAUCGGCACUCCGCCGCCGGCGAGCUUCUCAACCCCGCAGAAGGCGGCGGAGGCCCCACCUUCGGACCCGCCCACUUCUCGGCGAAGGGGCGGGGGCCAGAAGCGGAAAGCAAGCGCCUUAGGCAGCGCUGGAACUUCCACUCCUCUUUCUACUUCCUCGAAGCGCCAGGCUCGCGAGAAGGCGCCGGCGGUGCCCUUUCCUCCGAUCCACAACGGUCCGUGCACCAGAGCUCGACAGCAGCCCAGCAACGCCGCUUCCGUCGCCUCACCCUCAAAUUCAGGCGUUCGCAGCGAGGCAGAUGCGGCGCUGCUGCAUAGAGUUGGAGGGGGGGAGCUGCGGAAGACCGAGGAAGUUUCAAUUGAAGCGAAGGAGGAUUUGGAGGCGUUGGAGGCAAAAAUUGAAGCCGAAUUUGAAGCAAUUAGGUCUCGAGAUGCUAAUGCUCAUGUGGUGCCGAGUCAUGCUGGUUGGUUUUCUUGGACAAAAGUUCAUUCAUUGGAGGAGCAAACAAUGCCGUCCUUCUUUAAUGGGAAGUCUCCAAACAGGACUCCUGAAAUGUACAUGGAGAUACGCAAUUUGAUCAUGAGAAAGUAUCACGCAGACCCAAACACUCGUAUUGAAGUGAAGGAUUUGUCUGAGCUCUCUACUGGUGUGUUGGAGGCAAGGCAAGAGGUGAUGGAGUUUCUGGACUACUGGGGUUUGAUCAAUUACCACCCUUUCCCACAACCUGAUUCUGCUAUGAAUGUUGAUACCAAUGUAGAGGAAGCACCAAAGGAUGAUUCUUUACUGGAUAAGCUGUUCCGCUUUGAAUCAGAGGCAACGUGGACACCAGUUGUUCCCAGGGCAAACAUGACCACUCCAGCUCUGACAUCUGGGCUAUUUCCCGAGUCUACUUUGAUUGAAGAAUUGGGGAAGUCUGAGGGCCCUUCAGUUGAGUAUCAUUGUAACUCCUGCUCGGGUGAUUGCUCCCGUAAACGUUAUCAUUGCCAGAAGCAGGCAGAUUUUGAUUUAUGUACAGAAUGCUUCAACAAUGGGAAGUUUGACCGUGAUAUGGCCCCCUCAGAUUUCAUUCUUAUGGAGCCUGCUGAGGCUGGUGGUGCAAGCAGUGGGAAGUGGACUGAUCAGGAGACACUCCUUCUCCUUGAAGCAUUAGAACUUUACAAAGAAAACUGGAAUGAGAUUGCUGAGCAUGUUGCAACAAAGACAAAAGCUCAGUGCAUCUUGCAUUUUGUUGAAAUGCCAAUUGAGGAUAUGUUCUUGGAUGGUGAUAAUAAAAUUGAUGGCAUUUUGAAUACUGAUGUUUCAGUGAAUGAUGACAAUUCUGCAUCUAAAGGUGGUCCCGAGACAACGGAGAGUAAGGAAUCUAAGGAUGAUGGAAAUGAGAAUCAGCCUGCAUCCUCAUCAAUUGAAGCUUUGAAGCCGGAUGAUGUAAAUGAUUCAAAUGCUGAACAGGAAUAUGGCGAGAACAUUGCACUCAAGGCUCUUAGGGAAGCAUUUGUAGCUAUUGGUUCUUUUCCUUCACCUGGGGAACGUCUUUCAUUUGCUGAAGCUGGCAAUCCUGUAAUGGCAUUGGCAGCUUUCCUGGUAAAAUUGGUGGAAGCUAAUGUAGCUACUGCCUCUGUGCGUAGCUCUUUGAAAGCUGUUUCUGGUGAGCAAUUAGCUGCCAGGCACUGUUUUCUUUUAGAAGAUCCUCCUGAUGACAAGAAAUCAUCCAACUCUGAUAGAGCUGUUACUGAUUCAACUGAGCCUGAAGUGCAGCAGGAUGAGCAGCGGAAUAAUAAACAGCAUGAAGAGCCUAACUUAGUUAACGGUAAAAUUGAUUCUUCUGUUGAACAGAAUAAAGAGAAUAAGCAAGCAGAAGAGAAUAAUGAAAAAGGAGAAACCAUGGAGAAAAAGAAACAGAGUGAAGCUGGGGAGAGCAGUGUUAAGGGACAAGGAGAAGAAACACUUUCUCAUUGUGAACAUUCAGAAAAAUCCGAGUCCAGAAAGGGAACUGAUGUAAAGGUUAAUGACAUGGUUGUUGAAUCACUUCAUGUGAAUGGAAGAGAUGAAGCAGAUCUGCAAAAGCAAGAAACACCAAGUACCGGUGAAGGUUCUGAUACUCAAAAAUCAAAAGUGGAGCCACCUUCCAGUUCAACAAAGGAGUGUGAAGAUGGAGCGUCAGUGGCCAUACCAUCUCAUUCUGUGGAUUCUCCAAAAGACGAGGAUAUGAUGCCUGCCACAGAAAAGAAAGAGCCUGAGCAAUCCAUGUCGAUGGUUGAAAACAAAGUUAAAUCAACAGGUGAAGAAAAAGAGUGCAAGAUUGAGAAGAAAGAUGCUUCAAAUAAAAAUGAUCUCGAUAUUGAUAAGAUUAAGCAUGCUGCAGUCACUGCUUUGUCAGCUGCAGCAGUGAAGGCAAAGUUUCUUGCAGAGCAAGAAGAAGAUCAAAUUCGGAAGCUUGCUACAUCAUUAAUAGAAAAACAGUUACACAAGCUGGAGACCAAGUUGGGCUUCUUCAGUGAGAUGGAGAACACCUUAGUAAGGGUUAGAGAACAGUUGGAUAGGUCAAAACAGAAACUUUUCCAUGAGAGAGCACAGAUAAUUGCAAGCCGAUUUGGCAUUUCUGGAUCCUCAGCUCGUCCCAUGUCACAACCAUUACCUGCCAACAAACCUGGAAUGACUUUUCCUGGGGCAGCUCCUAGGCCGUUAACUGGCAUGGGCUCUGCAAUAAGGCCGCCAAUUUCAAGGCCCCUGAUGGCAUCAAUGCCUGCUCCCAGCUCAUUUAUGCCCACAGCAGUUGCAGGUAGUUCAGUACAACCUUCAAACACAGACAAGGUCUCAUCGGUUGGGAAUAAGUAAUCGUCAUUCUCAUGGAUCCGUUUUAGUUUUAUUAGCGACAAGCCUGGAAACUCCCUCCUUACCCCUUCUCAUUGUGAUUAUACAGAUUCUUUGUGUUGCUUUUGAACCCCGGUUGGCCAGAGUGGUCGGUCUCAGUAGUGAAAUGCAACAAGCGAUGUAGUAUGGACUCUAGUUAUGGCAUUCAGCAUUAGCAGGUUGCAGUUAAUUUUUCGGAGCCUGGCAUCUUGGAAUAGGCAAAAUCUUCCUAUAUUGUGUCGGACUUCGUGUAGUAAAACCUCAUAUGAUUCUUGUAGUCGCAUGUAUGUGCUAGUAUAUGUAAAACUAGAAGCUUUGGAAUGAACAUUUUGAGAUAUUUAUAGUAGCAGUAGCUUUGGUACAUUGUACUGCUUUCUGUCACCUUAAGAAUCAUAGCAGUCGGAUGUUUCAUUGUACUGUAUUUUUAAGCAUGUUAAUUGAGCAGAUCUACAAUGUUAUGAAAA
Ipomoea triloba (trilobed morning glory) is the source of this 3436-nucleotide messenger RNA. Its product is annotated as SWI/SNF complex subunit SWI3D. The transcript is spliced from 8 exons. Lineage: Eukaryota; Viridiplantae; Streptophyta; Magnoliopsida; Solanales; Convolvulaceae. The record is from RefSeq and is a predicted model, not a curated record. Gene Ontology annotation, molecular function: zinc ion binding; protein binding. Bases 102 to 2957 code for a protein of 951 amino acids.